Racocetra fulgida is the source of this 1077-nucleotide messenger RNA. NCBI's taxonomy places the organism in Eukaryota, Fungi, Glomeromycota, Glomeromycetes, Diversisporales, Gigasporaceae. The record is from the annotation of a GenBank genome assembly.
AUGAGCACACCAGAUUUUGUUGAUAAUCAACAUGUUGAACAUGUUGAACCUUACAUUAUUGAAAAUUCUGGCUUCUCCUCUUAUGGCAUUCGUGGAAAGCAAUACGACACGGGUUAUGAAACCCCCGAAAGUCCCAGUUCCCCCGUAACACCACACAAAGAAUUCAGUUAUUCUAAUAUAUCUGACGAAAUGGCAUCCAAAUUAGAAAGAAUUGGCAAGGCAUAUAAUUCUAUUGAGGAUUUUGAGAAAAGAAAGGAUCUUGAGAAUGAUGCAGAAAAUGUGGGAACCAUGGUUGCAAGAAUGAAAUGGUAUAAAGUUUAUAGAUCUAAAUAUGAGAAUAUAAAAGUAUUUGGAUAUUUUUGGAUGAUUCUUAGUGAUAUAAUUAAAAUUCAGGCCAUGUUAAUUAAUCAACGACAACCGAAAGAAAUCAAUGUUUUUAUUGAAGAAGUGUUUAUUAAAGGAUAUCUUGUUUUUAUUAAUAUAAUGACAACAAUUUAUGUAAAUACUAAUGGAUUAAAUCCAAGAACCAUAACAUUUUUUGAACAGAUUCCCAAAGGAGCAGAUUUAACUAGCAUUAUGAAUCAGUGUAGAGAAUUAAUUAUGAUUGAAGAUACAUUCGAAAUGGAGAAUGAGUUGAACAAAAUGGCAUAUUAUUUAAAAUAUCUAAAAAGAAGGCUAGCGGAGGUUGCGGAAAUGAAUAAUGUGGAUGUUGAAAAUAAGAGUGAAUAUUUGAAAGCGUUAGAGAAAUCGUAUCAUUGGAAUUAUUGGAAUCAUUGGAAUGCAGUGUUUGAGUACGAUAUUAAUGCUACAAGUAGUUAUAACAAUACUAAUGAUGGCAUUAAAACCAGUACUAAUAAUAGCACUAAUAUCACAAAUAGUCACACCAAUACCAAGAAUAGUUUCACUAAACGCAAGAAUCCUGAACUAAGAAAAUAUUAUUACGAAAUGUAUGGUAAAGAAGCAUUGAUGGAUCUUCUUAACGAAUUAAAGGAAGAAAUGAGACGAGAAGAAUUGAAGACCAAAAGAAUUAAUGAUUUAAAUAAAUUAAAGAAAUAUAAAGAGUCAAAAAUAAAGUGA